CCACCUUCAUAUGUGGUUGAAUGCGCAUUGAUAACCAAUGGCGCAGCUGGAUCAGAAAGGCCUUAUAGUGUACUCGAUAGUGCAUAAAAAGGAAGUUCACGCGGGCAGAAGUGACAAAGUGAGAAACGAGCGUUCGCUUAUCGCUUUACACACCUAGAAGAGCUAGCUGCCAUUGCUGAUUAUGUCGACGAAGCAUCGGAGUAGUCAGGAGUAUCGGAGGACGCCCUCCGAAGAAAAUCCCACGCCAGGACAAUACUUUGAAAAAGACUGGGUGGACGCGCAUUACGAGAUUUUGUUUCCGUGUGCACAUGUGACUCACUUACCGUGGAAGACGUGCGACUUGCUUGAAGAGCUAGAGACAGCUGUGCCUGGUUUAAAGUCACAUGAAGUCAAGAUUGAAUCAUUAAUACAUAUAACGCAUAAUAAGGAGUAUCGGGAUAUGCAGGUUGAUGAUGGUUAUAAAUUUCAAUCCUUCAAGAAGGUUGGAAAAUAUGGGUAUGGUCCUGAUCAAUAUGGGAAGAAGCCUUGUGGUUUCAGUUUCAUUGCCACUGCGCCGCAAAGUCAACCUGAUUGUACAAGUCUUUAUCGCUAUAUCAAAUCAGGGAAGGAUCUGUUGCCAGGACAAUACAUCUGGUGGAGUGUUUAUAUUGCUGAGCCUCCGGCUAUGCCAGACUAUGUACUGCCCAGUCCUCCAUUCACUAAACCAGAUGCCUCUUCUUAUGGCCGUAACAUGAUUUCUGCAAAUAUCAAAGAUUUGCUCAUAGCCUAUCAAACCAGUUUCAAACGUGAUGACAAAGGUCAAUAUCCCAUGAUUGAGCUACGAGUUGGAGGAACACUUCGUUAUAAAUAUGAAAUUUGUUACAUAAUCAUUCUAUGCAAAAAAGAAGAAUUGAGCGAUUAUCCAAUAUGGGAGCCAGGAAGGGAUAAAAUUAAGUUUGACACUGACAAGGAUAAUGCUGUCAAUGAGAUAGAUCCAAUUAGUAUCACAAUUAAGGGCGGCAUUAAAUGGGAUAAAAACACCUAUCAGUCUUACUCAUGGGAGCAUUUUGUAUUUGCUCUGCAUUUUAAUGGUGAUCAUCAUCAGCAAAUGACUUGUAGUGAUGAAACUUUCAGUCAUAAAAUUAUAAAUCAUGAUGCACGUUUUUGCUUAAAGAAAACUAUAGUUUCUCGUGACGGCAGUUCCAAGGUGGUGUGCCCUGAUAGCUAACUUGG
This is a messenger RNA of Amphimedon queenslandica, 1212 nucleotides long. RefSeq lists its product as uncharacterized. Bases 182 to 1207 code for a protein of 341 amino acids. Lineage: Eukaryota; Metazoa; Porifera; Demospongiae; Haplosclerida; Niphatidae. The transcript has 2 exons. The record is from RefSeq and is a predicted model, not a curated record.